Sphaeramia orbicularis (orbiculate cardinalfish) is the source of this 1835-nucleotide messenger RNA. It is a transcript of the gene tmub2, whose product is annotated as transmembrane and ubiquitin-like domain containing 2. Gene Ontology annotation, biological process: ERAD pathway. NCBI's taxonomy places the organism in Eukaryota, Metazoa, Chordata, Actinopteri, Kurtiformes, Apogonidae. The record is from RefSeq and is a predicted model, not a curated record. Gene Ontology annotation, molecular function: protein binding. The transcript has 3 exons. Bases 130 to 1107 code for a protein of 325 amino acids.
GGCGUCUGAUUACGUCGUUGUGUGUUUGUUGUGUGGGUUUUGAAGGAGCAGCUGCUAAACGGUACCUGGCACCAAGACCCGUCCUCAAACAUGCUCUGAUUUCACAGCCGCCAGAACUGGAGGACUGAGAUGGCAGUGUGUGCACUGACCAUGUUGGAUGGGAUGGAAGAUGAGGUAGCAGCAGCAGGCGGUGUGCUGCUGCUGUUUCUUGCCCUCAUCUUGGCUUGGCUCUCGACUCAUGUGGCGGAACGAGGAGAUCACAUACUGGGCACCAUCCUGACUGUGGGCGCUCACGCCUCUCUGAUCGGACUGGGUGGCCACGACAGCUACAGUGGAGGAUCUUCUAAUUCGGACACUACUGAACAGCAAACUUCUCAGCCUUCGCAGGAGAACAAGCCAGACGACAGUGAACCAGGAGACAGCGAGGGAACAGGGGAGGGAGCUGAGGGGGCUGAUCUUCUGCUGGACAUACAGAGCAAACAACCACAGGCUGGUACAUUACACACUUCUGACGAGGAGGAAGACGAUGAAGACGAGGAUGAUGAUGGAGAGGAGCAAGAUAAAAAGCCUGUUAAGCAUAUCCCAGCUCCGCCCUGCAGUGUUUCCCAUACCGACAACAGCUCCUCUACCAUCACUGUCCGCCUGAAGUUUCUUAAUGACACAGAGGAAGUAGCCGUUCUAAAGCCACAGGAUACAGUUGGGCUUUUGAAGAGUAAAUACUUCUCUGGUCGAGAGCAUCAAAUAAAACUGAUCUACCAAGGCCAGCUGCUGCAGGACCCCAAGAGGACUCUGUUGUCACUUAACAUUACACACAACAGUGUGAUCCACUGCCACAUCUCUCAGACCCUGCACGAGCCCGGUCCAGAGGAAGGGGCUCAGACUGGGGCCAGAGCAGGAGCCGGGAGCGGUGUGUCUGGAGGGUUCAGGGCCGCAGGUGUGGCCAUCAGCACGAGCAGCCUGGUGGUGCCCGUGUUUGUGGUGAUUCUGGCCGUGGUUUGGUACUUCCGCAUCAACUACAGGCAGUUCUUCACUGCCCCCGCGACCAUCUCCCUCGUGGGAGUCACUGUGUUCUUCAGCUUUUUGAUAUUUGGGAUGCACAGCCGCUGAAGAGGCAGAGGGAGCCCAAUGUUGGGAGGUAAAGUAAAAAUAACUGCGGCAGUGGGUGUCGUCUGGAGAGACUGACUAAUCAAAAAGGACCACGGUGCUGAUGCCACAGCUGAUCGGAUUCCUGCGGUGAGUGAGAAUGCGAGUGUGUGUGGGUGUUGAGGUGAACAGAAAACAGAACGAUUACAUGCGUGGAAAUGACAUUUAACUUCGUGUCCCUUAAGGGAUUCACACUAUGUUUCAACUCUUUGGCUUUAUUUGCCCUUUAUUUGUUGCUUGAGAUGUUUAAAUGUUUUCAUGGUUUCUGUGUUAAGUAAAACAUUGCAAAAAAAACCAACUAAUUAAUAGAUGCAAGAAAUCUUAAAUAUUUUGACACCUCUCACUGUUGUGAUGUGCUCCUUUGACCCUUUUACCAUUAUUUUGUGUUAUUUGACUGAUUUGUGAGAAAAACUAGACUGUACAGCCGCCUCAGUGCACAAGUUGACAACUUCAUAUUUUUUUGUUUGCUGAAGGGUUGCUAUGUAGAAAUAGGCUAAUUUAAAUAAUCCCUAGACAUGAAAAACAAAGAUAUUGUAAAUAAAUUGUGUAUUUUCUGUAAAUAAAAUGAUGGAAUGAAUCAGAUGAACCUGCAUCUGGCACUUAAAGAUUUGGAGUUGGACGCUGAUCCCUCCUCAUUAUGCUGGACUGCUCUGGCUUCAGUGAUGUCUCAGAUUAAAACAUUUUAAACCAAA